Trichomycterus rosablanca is the source of this 2694-nucleotide messenger RNA. RefSeq names its product microtubule-associated protein 1B-like. The coding region runs from base 247 to 2610 and encodes 787 amino acids. The record is from RefSeq and is a predicted model, not a curated record. Lineage: Eukaryota; Metazoa; Chordata; Actinopteri; Siluriformes; Trichomycteridae. The transcript is spliced from 4 exons.
GGGUUAAAGGUCUUGCUAAAAGGCAGAACUGGGAUUCGAACCCUCAACCUUUCGAUUAAUAGGGCCUGAAGCUCCUCCCACUGUCCCGCUCUACACUAGAGGUUAAUGAUGCUGAGAGCAGCAGUGAUGAUGCACACAUUGUGACAUCAUCAUGAUGACAUCACCACACUCCAAACCUCUGGUAUAAAUAGCCGCGUUUCGUGUGUUUGUGCUCAUUUGAUCUGAGACGCCGAGACAGUAAGCAGCAUGAACAUGUUCUCCUGUUGGACUUCUCCAUCUGACGAUGACGAGCCGCACAGGCGGGUAAACGAACCGGAGAAGAAGGUAAAGAAGAGAAAAUGGUGGCAGAGACGCCAGAAGGUGGAGAUGCAGGACGUGGAGGGUCAGGAGGGAAGCGGGGUAAAGGGUGAAGAGAUGGGGCAAGGAGUGAGGCAGAAUGUUUUAGAGGACCAGGCAGACCAAAUACCAAAGAUGGAGAAGCAGGUGGUUCUGGGAAAAACCAAACCUGAGAAGAAAGUAAAGAAGAGAAAAUGGUGGCAGAGACGCCAGAAGGUAGAGAUGCAGGACGUGGAGGGUCAGGAGGGAAGCGGGGUAAAGGGUGAAGAGAUGGGGCAAGGAGUGAGGCAGAAUGUUUUAGAGGACCAGGCAGACCAAAUACCAAAGAUGGAGAAGCAGGUAAAGAAGAGAAAAUGGUGGCAGAGACGCCAGAAGGUAGAGAUGCAGGUGGCCUCACGGGACCUGGUGGAAGAACCAGAGCAGGUCGUCCUAAAGGACCAGAGGAGGGAACCAGUAAACAAGGUGGUUCUGGUUUCUGAGAUUGAGAUGAAGAAGUUAGAGCAGGUGGACCCAGUGGAGCAGGUGGACCCAGUGGAAAAACCAGACCAGGUCGUGAAGAAGGCCGAAAGGCAGGUGGACCCAGUGGAAAAACCAGACCAAGUCGUGAAGAAGGCCGAAAGGCAGGUGGACCCAGUGGAAAAACCAGACCAGGUUGUGAAGAAGGUAGAGAGGCAGAUGGCCCCAGAGGAAAAACCAGACCAGGUUGUGAAGAAGGUAGAGAGGCAGGUGGACCCAGAGGAAAAACCAGACCAGGUUGUGAAGAAGGUAGAGAGGCAGAUGGACCCAGAGGAAAAACCAGACCAGGUUGUGAAGAAGGUAGAGAGGCAGGUGGACCCAGAGGAAAAACCAGACCAGGUUGUGAAGAAGGUAGAGAGGCAGAUGGCCCCAGAGGAAAAACCAGACCAGGUUGUGAAGAAGGUAGAGAGGCAGGUGGACCCAGAGGAAAAACCAGACCAGGUUGUGAAGAAGGUAGAGAGGCAGGUGGACCCAGAGGAAAAACCAGACCAAGUUGUGAAGAAGGCCGAGAGGCAGGUGGACCCAGAGGAAAAACCAGACCAGGUUGUGAAGAAGGCCGAGAGGCAGGUGGACCCAGAGGAAAAACCAGACCAAGUUGUGAAGAAGGCCGAGAGGCAGGUGGACCCAGAGGAAAAACCAGACCAGGUUGUGAAGAAGGUAGAGAGGCAGAUGGCCCCGCUGAACCUGGUGGAAGAACCAGAGCAGGUCAUCCUAAUAAACCAGUGGAAGGAACAUGUAAAAAAUAGGGUUUGUUUCUUUGAGAAUGAGAUAAAGAAGGCCGAGAGGCAGGUGGACCCAGUGGAAAAACCAGACCAGGUUGUGAAGAAGGUAGAGAGGCAAGUGGACCCAGAGGAAAAACCAGACCAGGUCGUGAAGAAGGCCGAGAGGCAAGUGGACCCAGAGGAAAAACCAGACCAGGUCGUGAAGAAGGCCGAGAGGCAGGUGGACCCAGAGGAAAAACCAGACCAGGUUGUGAAGAAGGUAGAGAGGCAGAUGGCCCCGCUGAACCUGGUGGAAGAACCAGAGCAGGUCAUCCUAAUAAACCAGUGGAAGGAACAUGUAAAAAAUAGGGUUUGUUUCUUUGAGAAUGAGAUAAAGAAGGCCGAGAGGCAGGUGGACCCAGUGGAAAAAACAGACCAGGUUGUGAAGAAGGUAGAGAGGCAGGUGGACCCAGUGGACACAGUGUUAAAACCAAAGCAGGUAGGAAAGAACCAGAUUGAAAUAAAGAAGCCAAAUUUAGAGGAGAAAAUGGUCCUCAAAAACCUGGAGAGGAUGGAGAACAAAAGGCUGGAGAAGCAGGUGCUUCAGAUGGACCAGAUGACAAAAGUAGAAGAACGAGUGGAUCAGGUAGGUUUGAAGACUAAGGUUAAUAAACCUGAGAAGCAGGUGUGUCUACAGGACAGGCAGGUGGUUCUAGUGAACCGGGUGAAGGAACCAGACAGGGAUGAAGCACCUGAGCACCAGUGGACAGAACUGGAGGAGCCAGCAGCUUUGGAGCACCAAACAUGGAAACUGAAGGAGCAGAACCUGGAUAGAGGAUGCACUGAAGAUCCACUGAAGAACAUCUCCGAGGCGUCUUCAAACAAACCGGACCACGAGCAGCUGCAGGACGACGUUCUUGUUCCCCCCAUCGUCGAAGCCCAACCUGGAGAGUCCGGGGCUCUGAUGGAGACCGCGCGUGAAGAUGAAGGUGUCCCGAUGCCGAAGUCGAGAAGAGCCAGCCUGAGAACCAAACGGUUCCAGUUCUUCAACGCCUGAAGCUAAGGUGGUGACGAUCCGGAGAUCAUCCAAUCACACGCCGACUUUUCCAACAUCAAAAUAACAAUAAAGUGCCUUCAUGAA